Messenger RNA from Lactuca saligna, 1635 nucleotides. NCBI's taxonomy places the organism in Eukaryota, Viridiplantae, Streptophyta, Magnoliopsida, Asterales, Asteraceae. The record is from the annotation of a GenBank genome assembly.
AUGUUCACCUUCACUUUCCAACUCUUUUCUUUGCUCCUCCUUUCUACCACCGCCACCGCUCAACCAUACAAAGCCACCGAAAUCUUCCUCCUAAACUGCGGUUCUUCCUCCAGUGCCAUAACUUCCGGGAGGAGAUGGGAUGGUGAUGAAAAUUCUAAAUUCGUACCCUCCAACAUCGCCACCACCUCCUUUUCAUCCCAACCUUCGGUCCAACAUCCUUCAGUCAAUCUUAUCCCUUACGCCACUGCUCGAAUCUUUAACAGUUUUUCAUUCACCUACAUGUUUCCGGUCUCCCAAGGCCCUAAAUUUCUCCGCCUCUAUUUCUAUCCGGCCACCUACUCCGGCCUCAAAGCAAACGAAUCUUUCUUCUCGGUAUCAUCCAAUGGUUUCUCUCUCUUUUCCAACUUCAAUGCUUUCCUUACUACCUCCUUUCUCUCCCAAUCAGGUCACAAUGUUUUCAGCUUUGUGAAAGAAUACAUCAUCUACGUAAAAGAUACCCAAAUCCUAAACGUUACUUUUACACCCUCACCCAACUCGUUUGCCUUCAUCAAUGGUAUUGAAAUUGUUUCUAUGCCGGAAAAGUUGUAUUUCAAGAAUAUAAAGAUAAGGUUCGUGGGAACACAUUUAGGCCCUGUUAUUGAUGAGUACACGAGUCUUGAAAAUAUGUAUCGGCUAAACGUGGGCGGGGCACAAAUUUCAGGCAACGGUGAUACCGGUAUGUAUCGAUCAUGGGAUUCUGAUGAGUCUUACUUAUUUCAUUCUUUAAUGAUGGGAAUGACGCCUCUUAGUCAUAUUCCGAUAACGUACACAACGAACACACCUGAUUAUACCGCACCUAAGCUAAUUUAUCAAACCCAAAGGAGUAUGGGCAAUCACUCUGACCAAUAUAUUCGGACUUGGAGACUUCCUGUUGAUUCUGGGUUUUGGUACAUGCUCAGGCUCCAUUUUUGCAACCUUAUACCACAAUACACGCUUAAAGGACAGAUGAUUUUCAAGCUCUUCAUUAAUAAUGAAACUGCUGAGGAUGAAGCUGAUGUAUUCUUCUGGACUCCAGGAACCGGGUAUCCUGUAUUCAAGGAUUAUGGUGUGUUUAUGAACGACAUAGAUGGCCACGGAAGCAAGCGAGAUUUGUGGCUCUCAAUGCUUCCCAAUGACCAAUCUCAAGAAUAUCGUGAUGCUUAUUUGAAUGGUUUGGAAGUCUUCAAGUUGAACAUGACUGGUAAUCUUUCUAGCCCCAACCCGAAUUCUAGCUUUACAACACCACCAGAAAAGCCGACAUCUCCCAUUAAACUGAAAAAGAAGACAGCUCCAUAUGUCGUGAUAAUUGGAGGUGUUGGAGGAGGAAUAGUCUGGUUUUCUGUUCUUGUACUUAUGGUUUUCUGGUGGCGAAGUGGAGCCGUAGAUAAGUCAUGGUGGGGCCGAACUUCCACUGAAUCAAACCCUACAAAGUUGCCCUCGGAUCGCUGUCGUUGUUUUACACUUAAACAACUCAAACUUGCUACGGAUGAAUUUAACGAAAACUUUGUCAUAGGCAACGGAGGGUUUGGCAAGGUAUACAAAGGGUAUAUUGACAACGCAAAAACCAUCGUAGCAAUCAAACGACUCAACCAAUCAUCCAGCCAAGGUUUUUCAUGA